GUUAAUGUCACAUAAUUUUGAUGAUAAUAGUGUUAACAUUCUUUUGAAGGAGAUAGAUGCUCUCAUAAAUAGAAUGGGAGAUUAGAAUGAUAGUCAUAAAAGUGAUAAUUCUUUUAAAGAUUCAUUAAGAUAGACAGGUAGAUUUAAAGUUGAGAAUGAAUAGCCAUGUGAAGUACCUAAGAAAUUUAGCAUGUCUAUUUCAAAAAAAUAAAAUAAUUCUUAAUAAAAGAGAGUUACAAUUGUUUCUUAGAAGAAAUCAUCUUCAUCUUCAUCUUCAUCAUCUGAUUAGUAGUAUUAAGUGAAUAAAAGAAAACCUAAAUAUGAUUAAUAGAAGCAACAAUCUAAAUAUAGUCCAGUAAAAGCAAAAUGGGCUGGAUCGUAAUGCUCUUACAGAUCUAAAGUUAAAUAAGAUCUUAGAUGUGAAACUCAAUCAUAAUUAUCAUAAGUGAAAAAUUAAAUAGUUGUGUAACCUGUAAAAGAUGUAUUUUGUUUAAUUUGUGAAGAAUUUAUUCCCAUAGAUAUAGUUAAUUUUCAUAUGAAUGAUUGUAAAUAAAUCUCUAAUGGGAAUUGUGAAGAUUCUAUACUAUAAUUAAAAUUAGAAAAUUAUAAGAAACUAUUAAGUUUAAGAUUUGAAGCAAGUUCUGAUGAUAAUGUUAAACAAUUGAUUGAAUUAUUGUAUAAUUGUACUUAACAGAUUCUUGAUGUAACAGAUCAAUAUUAGUUAUCUCAAAUAAUAGAAGAUUUAUACAUUUUGAAAACUCAAUUAAAUUAAAAUAGUAAAUAAGAAUCUUAUACUAAGUCUAGCCAAAGCUUAUCAUGUGUUGACAGUAGCAUAAAAAAUAUAAGAAAUUGCAAAUAGAAAGAUGUAAGUAAUGGUUUCAUAAAAAGAGAAACUAUUAGUAGCUAAAGAACCAUCAACAAUUUUACAUCAGAAUAAAAUUAGUUUCUAAUAAUAAGAAUAAUUAAUUGAGUAAGAUUAAAUAAUUAAUAUUUUGUUUAGACGUUAAACAGUUAUAAGUUAUGCUACUAAUACUACUGCUAGAAAAAGAUUAUUUGAAUCACCAUCAUUUUAAAAUAUGCCUAAAUAAUUAGUCAAAAUCUCAAAUUUAAAUAUGAAACCUAUUUAACAAGUUUAAAUUUAGAAUAAAUCACCUGUUAAAUAAGAAAUUAACAAUUAUAAAAAUGGAAUUGAAUUUGGUAAUAAUUAUGAUUCUUCCAAAAAGAGAUCUUUUAUCUAAUUAUCUAAUUCAAAGAAUUUAUCUAAACUUCAUACAGAAUAACAUCAUUAAGAGAAUAUAAUCAGAGAGUCUGAACCUACUGUUAUCUCUAAAAUUUAAUCAUAUAUUUCAAAUGUAAAAGGCAAAUUCUCUAAUGAAAAUGAAUUAAUAAAAAAGAAGUUCUUCCUUUAAGCAUGCAAAUGUAAAGAUAAAUUUCCUGUAAAUCAUCCUUCUUAAAAUGUACUAAUAUCUGAAAUGUUUAAUCAAUGUUAAAGAUAAUAAAUUCCAGAAAAUGAAUGGGAAAUCUGGAUUUGUAAUGUUCUUGAAAAUGCUUGA
Messenger RNA from Paramecium pentaurelia, 1553 nucleotides. NCBI's taxonomy places the organism in Eukaryota, Ciliophora, Oligohymenophorea, Peniculida, Parameciidae. The record is from the annotation of a GenBank genome assembly.